Lasiodiplodia theobromae is the source of this 1233-nucleotide messenger RNA. Its product is annotated as Pectin lyase. The transcript is spliced from 4 exons. NCBI's taxonomy places the organism in Eukaryota, Fungi, Ascomycota, Dothideomycetes, Botryosphaeriales, Botryosphaeriaceae. The record is from RefSeq and is a predicted model, not a curated record. The coding region runs from base 1 to 1233 and encodes 410 amino acids. Gene Ontology annotation, molecular function: pectate lyase activity.
AUGCAUCUGAAUUCCUUCUUCCUUGCCCUCGCGGCUGUCCCUGCCGCUACUCUUGCCCAGGUUGUCGGCACACCCUACGGCUUUGCCAAGGGUGUCACAGGAGGCGGAAAUGCUACACCUGCCAAACCAUCCAACAUCGCCCAACUCAAGGAAUGGCUCGCGGACGACACUCCCCGCGUGAUCAUGAUUGACAAGACUUUCGAUUUUGCCAACAGCGAGGGCACGGCCACGGGCACUGCAUGCCGCCCCACCGGAACGUCCGCGUGCACGGGCAGCUUCCAGAAGCAGGACUGGAUCCAGGACACCUGCGAGAGCUACCAGCAGAAGUACACGGCCACCUGGGAUAAGGCGGCUGCCACGGGAAUGCCCGUUGCUAGCAACAAGAGCAUUGUCGGUGUUGGCUCAAAGGGUGUCCUGAACGGGAAGGGCCUGGUCCUUAAGGAGGGCGCCAAGAACAUUAUUGUUCAGAACAUCCACAUAACUAACCUGAACCCCAAGUACGUCUGGGGCGGCGAUGCGAUCAGUAUCAACGGUGUCGAUGGCGUCUGGAUCGACCACUGCAAGGCAAUUCAGCAAGGUUGGCCGCCAGAUGAUCGUGACCCAGUACGUCCUUCCCCCCUCCACCUCCAACCCAACCCGCUCACUAACUCUGCCUCCCUUUUCCCCAGCUACUCCCCCUCGCGUGUGACCAUCUCCAACAACGAGUUCGACGGCGUCACGACGUACAGCAGCACGUGCAACAACGACCACUACUGGACGACGAUGCUGGUGGGCGACUCGCUGCGGCUGACGCUGGACCGCAACUACUUCCACGACGUGUCCGGGCGGUCGCCCAAGAUCGGCGGCUCGGGCACGCAGCUGGUGCAGGCGUCGAACAACUAUUUCGCCAACUGCGCCGGCCACAACUUCGACGUCGCCCAGGGCGGCUCGGUGCUGAUCGAGGGCAACCGCUUCGAGGGCUCCGACCAGCCCGUCACCUCGGGCAGCAAGUCCAACGGCGGCGCCACCUUCAACGUGCCCGACGCUAAUGCGGCGAACACUUGCUCGUCGUACCUCGGCCGCAAGUGCCAGAUCAACGCCCUGUCCAACUCCGGCGAGUGGUACUCGUUGACCAGCACCGCCCCUCUGCAGGCGCUGGGCAAUGCGAAGGACUACCUUGUCACCCCUAUCGCGUACGGCAACGUCAAGUCGACCGUGCUGGGCGCCGCCGGUAUUGGUAAGAUUGGAAACUGA